Galleria mellonella (greater wax moth) is the source of this 1792-nucleotide messenger RNA. RefSeq names its product cell cycle checkpoint protein RAD17 (gene Rad17). The coding region runs from base 249 to 1745 and encodes 498 amino acids. The record is from RefSeq and is a predicted model, not a curated record. The transcript has 10 exons. Gene Ontology annotation, biological process: DNA damage checkpoint signaling; mitotic DNA replication checkpoint signaling; DNA repair. Gene Ontology annotation, molecular function: chromatin binding. Lineage: Eukaryota; Metazoa; Arthropoda; Insecta; Lepidoptera; Pyralidae.
ACAUUUUCAUUUUUUUAAAUAACAUCUAUUAGAUGUGUUUGAAUAUUAUGAUAAGAAUAGGUUUUAAAAUAAAUAUUCAGACCUUUGAACAUAGUCUUUUUAAUGUGUGAUAUUCAGAUAAGAGUUAGUAAAGGAUAAAUAUAAUAUUCAUUUUAUAAUAUAAUAUAUAAUAUAUUGAAUAAAAAAUUAAUGUUACUGAAUAUCCUUAAGGACAAUUACUAUUCACAUACUAAUCAUAUUUAAUAACAAUGAGUUCAAUCCAAAAGGUAAGAAAAUGGUGUAAUUUUGAAUUUGAUGAAAAUGAACCACAAAAAAAGAACAUAAAGAAUCCUAAGCAGUCUGAAAAUAUGUUAUUAGAGGAGAAAGUGGCCAUUUCUAAAAUUGAAAAAUCUGACUAUGGACAUGGAACAGUAAAUAUUAAUGAUAAAAAUUGGAUGAAAACUUUUGAUCCUGUAAUAGUUGAAGAUUUAGCUAUCCAUAAUAAAAAAAUACAGGAAGUGGAAGAAUGGUUAAAAUCUUGUGCUGGGAAAAAUCAGAGUGACAUACUACUCAUGACAGGUCCAGUGGGCUCUGGGAAGACAAUUACAAUUUCCAUACUUGCAGCCAAACAUAACAUUAAAGUUACAGAAUGGAUUACACCACUGGAUAUUGAUAUGCCUUCUGAUUAUGGUGACUAUGAAUUUAAAGAAAAACAAUCAACAAAGUUUCUAGAGUUCAUCAUAAAAGCUGCCAAUUUUACCUCAUUACUAGACAACAAUGAUAGAAAAUUAGUAAUAGUCGAGGAUUUUCCAAAUACUUUUAUAAGGACACCAUCAGAAUUCACAGAUGUUUUGCAGCAAUAUAAAUACAGAGCCAAAUCACCAAUAGUAUUUAUAUGUUCAGAAACUCAUUCAGACACAAAGAAUACAGCAUUGAAUCUUUUUACUCCAAGCUUAAAGGAACAAUUUCACAUACAUCAUAUUAUGUUCAACAGCAUAUCUACAACAGGUUUAAAAUUUGCGUUAAAACGAGUAUCAGAAAUAAUAAGUAAGAAACAUAAGGCGGUAUAUAAUGUUCCUACAGCAGAUAUGAUAGAUUGUGUUGUAAACUCUUCAGCGGGCGAUGUAAGAUCGGCGGUCUUAAAUUUACACUUCGCAUGUCUAAAAGGUUCAAACAUGGAUUUAGAAACAAGUAUUGUAAUAGAAAAAGAAACUAAAAGUAAAACAAAAAAGAAAAAGAAUUCCAGUAAAUUUCUAUCACUUGGUAAAGACCAAACUGUGAACAUUUUACAUGGUGUUGGUAGAGUACUCAAUCCUAAAGUGGCUUUUACAGAAAAAGGCAAACAAUUAACACACUCUCCAAAGGAUGUGAUUGAACAAUUUUUGAGUCAACCUUCUUCUUUUGUAAACUUUUUAGAAGAGAAUUAUUUACCUCAUUUCUCAUGUUCAGAUCACACUGAUAAAGCUGCGUCUGCACUCAGUGAUGCCGACUUUAUGCUAGCAGAAUGGAGAGAAAAAAUGUGCCAAGAAUAUGGAUUAUAUACUGCAGUGGCUGGCAUAAUGCUAGCAAACAAAGCCCCUAUAUCAGCAUGGAACCCUGUAAGAGGACCAAAGAAUAUGAAAGUUCAAUACCCGUCACCUCAAGAAUUACGGCUUGAUGUAAAUUAUUUAUAUAAAGGGAAGGUGCUGGUUAUGGAUUAUCAGACCUACAGCAAAAUAAUUGGAUGCAACUCAUCAGAACUGAAUAAUAUAUCUAUACAUUUAUAAUUUGUACAAAACCUCAUCUGUCAAUAAAUAAAAUAAUAAAUUAUCAA